UCCAAAAAAAAAAAAGGAAUAAGAAGAAAAUGUUAACAAAGGCAAAGCACAAAUGUUUGCCAAAAAUUCGUUGAACUCGUAUGAAGGCAAAGCUAGCUAAUUCAUUGAUUCACUCGGAGUCGGUAGAGCUUGAGUUAUUUAAAGAUACAACACCAAAGCUCUUGAGCAUAUUCGAAGCUCCUCCAUCCCCUCUCGCGUCUCUCUCAGAAUCGUAGAACUCAAUGGCGUCCCGGGACAAGAAACCUUCCAAGCCCUCCAGCAGCAGAGCCGGUGGCAUACGCACGCUCUCCGAUCUGAACCGGCCGUCCGCUGACUCGGACAGCGACUCGGAUGGCCCUCAGGAGUACUAUACUGGUGGCGAGAAGAGCGGGAUGCUUGUCCAAGAUCCCUCGAAGGCUAAUGAUGUGGAUGCCAUCUUUAAUCAAGCUAGACAAUUGGGAGCAGUUGAAGGGCCCAUUGAACAACUUCGUCCUUCUUCAAGCUCAAGCAACUUUACAGGAACUGGUAGAUUACUUUCAGGGGAAACUGCACAAGCUGCUCCUCGGCAGCCUGAGAGCGUUGUUCACAACAUUGUUUUCUGGAGUAAUGGUUUCUCUGUAAAUGAUGGUCCUUUGAGGAGGUUGGACGAUCCCGAAAAUGCAUCUUUCUUAGAGAGUAUCAGAAACUCUGAAUGCCCUAAAGAGCUUGAACCUGCAGAUAGGAGGUCCUCGGUUCAUGUUAAUCUGAUAAGGAGAAAUGAGAACUUCCCUGAACCAGAGAGGCGCCAUGUUCCAUUUCAGGGUGUGGGGAGAACUCUAGGUAGCAGCUCUGCUCCAGUGACACCUGAGCCUACUGUUACUUCCACCACACUCAACUCUGCUCCAACACCUUCCACAGGCCUGGUUGUGGAUGAAGCAUUACCAUCAACCUCCAUUCAGCUUAGAUUCGCCGAUGGGACCCGUAUGGUAGCACAUUUUAAUUACCACCAUACAAUCAAUGACAUUCGCUCCUUCAUUGAUGCAUCUAGGCCUGGAGGUGCAAGGAAUUAUCAUCUUCAAAUGAUGGGAUUCCCUCCCAAGCUUCUUGGUGAUUCAACUCAGACAAUUGAGCAGGCAAAUCUCGCUAACUCAGUUGUUAUCCAGAAAUUCUAGCUGGCUUCACUCAGAUCUCUGCUCUCUGGUCAUUACAUUAUAGGUAUUUUAGAGAAUUGAACCAGUUCCAUCAACUUAAGACCCGAGUGUGUAUUGGAAAGUCGAGGAAUUGCUUGAAAUCUCCUAUUUGAUCGUUUCUGUUGAAAAGUAGAAAUAAAUUAUGAUUCGUAUUUCUUGAAA
Molecule: messenger RNA, 1310 nt
Organism: Carya illinoinensis
Lineage: Eukaryota; Viridiplantae; Streptophyta; Magnoliopsida; Fagales; Juglandaceae
Product: plant UBX domain-containing protein 4-like
Exons: 4
Coding region: 222-1130 (302 amino acids)
Biological process (GO): autophagosome assembly; membrane fusion; nuclear membrane reassembly
Cellular component (GO): nucleus; cytosol
Molecular function (GO): ubiquitin binding
Source: RefSeq, a predicted model, not a curated record